UAGUGUUUACAUUCGCAUGGCGCUGGUAGGUGGUGUAUUAACAACCAGUGGUAGGUCAGACCCCUCCACCUCUGCCACUAUAGUGAGGACGUUUGUACCUUAGAGUCUUAUUGUGUAAUAAUUCUAUUAGGCACAGCAGAAUCAGCACUACAGUCUCAGGUGAACGGAUUUCAUCGAAGGUUCAACAUCAUAAAGACAACAACCAUCACUUCCCUUAUAGUAUGCCAGAUUACUGUAGCUUCAAUGGUGUUCUGGCUAACAUCAAUUAGAGCAUUAGACGAACACAGAGUGUUUCUUGAGGAGAACCUCGAAGCCCUGGGACAGUGUCCAAACCACUGGGUAUUGUUUGGAAAAUUGAAUUUCUAUUGGAACUACCUCGCCUACGACCUACUGUUCCAACUCAUUGAGGUCCUCGCUACUCAGUAUGAUAGAUUCAAGACUACUGGUGAAGACAUGGCUGCAUACAAAAGAGAUAUCAAGAGGUUUAGAAGUACAACAUCCCUGAGACUGUUCUGUGAGGCUGAAAUCGUGCCAUUCUCAUCGCAAAGUGAUCCCCCACCAGGUUUCAGAGAUAUGGUAGUCAAAUUCGACUGGUCGGAAAACGUCACGCUGGAGGAAGUCGAACGGUUCAGGAGACGCUAUUGCGAACUGUAUAGACUAGAGCGUUGUGCCAUGAUGGUGAACAGUAUUAGACCGGGGUCGUUCAUAGUCACGUGGUUCGUUCCAAUAUCCAUCAUUAAGGCCCUCAGUCGGAAAGGAGAUAAAGCUCUGAAUUUAUUUGUGGAGUUCGGUGUUGCCAGGCUAGAGAUAGCUGGGGAUUGUUUGUAUCAGGCACCGGCAGAGCUUAAUGUGGCCCCUAUCUCAAUUGCAACAUCGUCAGCUUCCCUCUCAGUUGCAACAUCGUCAGCUGAAAGAAUGGAACUGAAACCGGCUAAAUUUCCUGCUCGGAAAAAGGUUCAAGAGCAAGGAAGUUCACUAGUGAGAGCUGGUGAAUAUUUUGUGGAACACAAGCAAGAAAUAAUCCUACUCUUGAAAAGAUACAAAGUCGUGGAAUGUCUCAUCUUAGCUAAAAGUGAUUAUCAGGGGGUUAUUCAAAUGCAGCAGGUUGUAACAAUCGGUGUAACUGCGGCUGUGGUUGCGGGAGGUGCAGUUGGUGUUUUGGCAUUUGGUGCUUUGGUAUUUGGUGUUUUGGUAUUUGGUGUCAUUGGGUUCGCUGUAGGUGCAAUGGUUGCCGGAGGGUUGUGGUAUGGCAUUAGGGGUGGACGACAAUUACGAUCUGAGGCAGACAAAGCCAAACAAGCGAUACAUGGGAUUGAGGGAAAAGUCAGUGACAGAAAACGUAGCAUUCAACGUGAAGAUGAGACCAGAAUCAAAAGAAUGAUAUCAUUUUUGAAAAAGCUGCAAGAAUUUAUUGAAGUGUAUGAAAAUGUUUCAGAGAAAUGCGAUGACCAAGCUGCAUUAGCCCAGAAAUUGGAUGAAAUGUAUGGGAGAGAAGGAGCAUACCGCCUCUAUGAUUCUCGUGGAACACGAUUAGUCAAUUUAUCUUUCAAGGAUGCCUUGGCUGCAUUUAUCGAAAUGACUGAAAAAGGAAGCCGCUAUGUUUUCAGUGUUCGAUUUCACUGUGACAUCUGCAAGUACCAACGUCUGGAAUUCCCUUAUGUCAUCUCUGAUAAACCGGUCUGUGCUAAAUGCUACACAGAAGUGCAGUUUUAAUUACUGGACCGUUCACUUUCAAUAUUGUUAUGUGACUUUGUAUAAUUUGUAAUGUCAACUUUAUGGCAAUUUGUUAC
Molecule: messenger RNA, 1790 nt
Organism: Geodia barretti
Lineage: Eukaryota; Metazoa; Porifera; Demospongiae; Tetractinellida; Geodiidae
Source: the annotation of a GenBank genome assembly